CCGGAGGAUGAAUGAAACCAAACAUGAAUUGGCCAGGUGACGGUGGAGGGGAAAAUUUCGUCCAAUCGUAUGACCUCUAUACCUCCCUGGUAUGACAAAUCCCGCGCCAUAUGGUUGCCGUGGCUAAGGUCUGAACUGCUGUCUGACACGUAUGCGGUCUAUUCACCGCAAUCUUUGUAGUCGAAUUUAAAUGCUGUCCUUACUUGCUAAGAUAUUUUGCAGUGAUAUUUUUUAAGAUAUUCUAACGAGGUUGGUGUAUAAUUUUCAUCAAUAUCGCCUGUAUACUCUCAACGAGAACAAGGCAAUCAUUCGACAGAAAAAAUGAGUAGCAUAGCAGAACAGCCAUGCUACACGCUGAUAAAUGUACCGAUAGACUCGGAACCAAUAAACGAGCUUCAGCUGAAACUCGAUUUGGAGAAGGGUGACACAAAGACAAAAGUGGAUGCACUAAAACGUACCAUCCAUAUGAUUUUGAGCGGUGAAAGAUUACCCAGUCUCCUCAUGACGAUAAUCAGAUUCGUUUUACCCCUGCAAGACCACGCCCUUAAAAAAUUGCUUCUCAUUUUCUGGGAAAUAGUACCAAAAACAUCUCCUGAUGGCAAACUUCUCCAAGAGAUGAUCUUAGUCUGUGAUGCUUACAGAAAGGACUUACAGCAUCCUAAUGAAUUUGUGAGGGGUUCUACACUGAGAUUCCUCUGCAAACUCAAAGAACCGGAACUACUAGAGCCGCUGAUGCCCGCAAUUAUAGCAUGCCUAGAACACCGACAUUCAUAUGUUCGACGGAAUGCAGUCUUGGCUAUAUUCACCAUCUAUCGGAACUUCGAAUUUCUUAUACCAGAUGCUCCUGAAUUAAUUGCCAAAUAUUUGGAGGGAGAGCAAGAUAUGUCUUGCAGACGAAAUGCAUUCCUUAUGUUACUACAUGCGGAUCAAAGCAGAGCUUUGGCUUACCUAGCUGCCUGCCUUGAUCAGGUUCCAAGCUUUGGGGAUAUUCUUCAGUUGGUCAUUGUCGAGCUAAUUUACAAGGUGUGCCAUGCAAAUCCAUCAGAGAGGGCAAGAUUUAUUAGAUGUAUCUACAGUCUGCUGAAUUCUCCAAGUGCUGCAGUUCGAUACGAAGCUGCUGGUACUCUGGUGACUCUUUCUAGUGCUCCGACGGCUAUAAGAGCUGCAGCUGCAUGCUACGUCGAGCUGGUUGUUAAGGAAAGUGACAAUAACGUGAAGUUGAUUGUUCUCGAUCGAUUAAUAGCUAUGAAAGACAGUCCCGCUCAUGAAAGAGUACUACAGGAUUUGGUUAUGGACGUUCUCAGAGUACUGGUGUCGCCGGCAUUAGAAGUUAGAACGAAAACUCUGGCCCUGGCGAUGGACUUGGUAUCGAACAGAACUAUUGAGGAAAUGGUGCAGCUUCUGAAAAAAGAAGUCAUACGAACUGCAGGUGGUGAACACGAAGAUGCUGGAAGGUAUCGGCGACUGCUGGUGCAAACUCUGCACGCCUGUUCCAUCAAAUUUCCGGACGUGGCUGCUACAGUUAUCCCAGUUCUAACUGACUUCCUCUCUGAAAACAAUGAGGCUGCAGCCACAGACGUCCUUAUCUUCGUGCGCGAAGCCAUUCAGCGAUUUGAGUCUCUCAGGCCCUUGAUUAUAGAAAAACUACUCGAAGUAUUUCCUCAAAUUCGAUCAGUAAAAGUGCACCGAGCCGCACUCUGGAUUCUCGGAGAAUAUGCAACAUCUAAGGAAGAUAUCGAGGCAGUGAUGAACCGUAUCAGAGGUGCGUUGGGUGAACUUCCACUAGUUGAGGCAGAAACUAGAAGGGCAGCUGGUGAUAAACCAGCUGAAGACGGAGCAGCAAUUUCUCCGGCAGCUCCAGCUCAAUUGGUCACUUCAGAUGGCACAUAUGCCAGUCAAAGUGCUUUCAGUGCAACUUCCACUGGUAAAAAAGAGGAAAAACGCCCACCUUUGGUUCAAUACAUGAUGGAUGGAGAUUUCUUCAUCGGUGCUUCUCUCGCAACAACCCUGGCUAAGCUGAUACUCCGCUACAAAAGUAUUGAAAGCGAUCAUAAGAAGGGUAACAAAAUGCAAGCCGAAGCUAUGCUUGUUAUGUCCAGUGUUUUACAGUUGGGUCGCUCUGGACUCCCCAAAAAGGCAAUGACUCAUGAUGACGCUGAACGUCUUACCGUAUGCUUGAGAUCUUUAGCCAGCCCAACACCAAUGAUACAAAAAGUCUUCACAGAAGGCUGCAGAGAUGCACUCAGCAGAAUGUUUGCCGCCAAAGCUGAAGAGGACUCACAAACCCAAAAGGCCAAGGAAAAACCAGGAAAUGUUGUUCAAGUGGACGACGCGAUCCAAUUUCUACAACUGAGUCGUGGUUCGGAUCUAACAGGAGGUGCGGGAGACGUCUUUGAGCAGAGUUUAAGCGUAGCAGUGGCUGGCAGACCAGGCGCUGCAGGAGAUACACCAGCGCCAAGUGCUCUAAGCAAAGUAACACAACUCACAGGAUUCUCGGAUCCGGUCUAUGCCGAAGCCUUGGUACAUGUCAACCAGUAUGAUAUCGUUCUAGACGUUCUCGUAGUCAACCAGACAGACGACACUCUACAAAAUUGCACCUUGGAACUCGCGACAAUGGGCGACCUCAAGCUCGUCGAAAGGCCACAGCCAAUUGUCUUAGCCCCUAGAGAUUUUGCGAGCAUCAAGGCCAAUGUCAAGGUUGCUUCAACAGAAAACGGCAUUAUAUUUGGAAACAUUGUUUACGAUGUGUCUGGUGCAGGAUCGGAUAGGAGCGUGGUAGUCCUGAAUGAUAUACAUAUAGAUAUAAUGGAUUAUAUUGUACCAGCAACAUGUACCGAUAGCGAGUUCCGUUGUAUGUGGUCAGAGUUCGAAUGGGAGAACAAAGUCUCCGUUAACACAACGCUCUCAGAUCUAAGAGAGUAUCUUGCCCAUUUGCUAAAGUCGACCAACAUGCGUUGCCUCACGCCUGAAAAGGCUCUUUCUGGCCAGUGUGGAUUCAUGGCUGCGAAUAUGUAUGCAAAAUCGAUAUUCGGUGAGGAUGCUCUGGCGAAUCUGUCGAUUGAAAAGCCGAUGCACAAGCAAGAUGCUCCAGUUGUUGGGCAUAUUCGGAUCAGAGCCAAGAGCCAAGGAAUGGCACUUUCUUUGGGUGACAAGAUAAACUCUACCCAGAAGGGGCCUCAAAGUAAACUUGUUCAGGCUGCCUGAGAAUUGUUCAUUAUUAAUUAUUCAUCAGCUACUAUUCAUCAAUAAAUAGAUUGUCACGUGGUUCGGCGCAGUCGCGAAGAGAAAAAGUGAAAAGGAACGCCUAAAUAUACAAUAAAUAAAAAUGAAGAAUCUAUCAAAAGAGUGAGUAAGAACCGACGAAUUUCAUCCCUCUAGACUCGGCUAGACUCGCAACUUCUCGUGGGUGUCGAUAACAAUGGCGGUCUUGAACUGCGUUAGGUAUUAAAUAUGAGUUUGUAGCGUUUGUAAUAAUUGUAAUAUUGAUAUACAUAGGCAUAUAUAUACAUACAUUAUACAACACUGAAAACAAAACCUUUUUCUUUGGAACUCUUGAUUUAUACAUGUCGGAUCCGUUAAUUGUCAAUGAAACCUACGUAGAAACCUACCAACAUAUUAUGACAUGCAUUACUGACGAUCAGCAAUGUACGAGAAGUAUAACAAAAUAAUAAAGGAGAGAUUAUGGUAUUAAAAA
Messenger RNA from Athalia rosae (coleseed sawfly), 3694 nucleotides. RefSeq names its product coatomer subunit beta (gene betaCOP). Gene Ontology annotation, molecular function: structural molecule activity. The coding region runs from base 322 to 3204 and encodes 960 amino acids. Gene Ontology annotation, biological process: endoplasmic reticulum to Golgi vesicle-mediated transport; intra-Golgi vesicle-mediated transport; intracellular protein transport. The record is from RefSeq and is a predicted model, not a curated record. Gene Ontology annotation, cellular component: COPI vesicle coat; cytoplasm. The transcript is spliced from 11 exons. Lineage: Eukaryota; Metazoa; Arthropoda; Insecta; Hymenoptera; Athaliidae.